CCCCAGUCCAGAUUUUACGAGCGGAUCGGUAGCGUAGAGAGUACAGAAAAAGCGAUUCGCGCCCCAUAUGACCGAUAUGCAGGACUUUUAAUUUCCCACCCUCGCACCAAUUUUAACAUUUAGCAGGUGUUUCUAGUGAUGGUCAUGUCAGGCCGUGAUUAAAACCCGUUCUAACUGACAAUUCACCCCCCACAUCAGCGUGACAUGCUUUGUAGAAAGACUCGAUGAAGAUCCUUCUAUGUAAUAAGUGAUUUAUCUCCCGUAACUGUAGUGUUUAAUCUCUGUAAAUUACGCCUGAAACCAGGUUUAAAGUUCUUCUAGCGACUGACUUUUUUCAGUGAAUGUAUGUGAGCUUUCUUUCCUCUUAUAGGAUUACUUUGACUUCGUCUCAUAGGAUGCUGAUGGAGGCCUGUUAAAAGAAAAAUUUCGGAAGCUCAAUAAAACACGCCAGGAAUAAAGAUGAACUUUGGAGAUUUUCGUGCCGUCUGCUUCAUGACCAUUAGUCUGAGUUUGGUUUAUGGCCAGCAACAGUACUUCAGAGUUCAGCCCCGGGACGUCAAAGUGCAGGAGGGUGGCGAAGCGAUGCUGGAAUGCGAAGUUGCCAAUCUGGCAGGUCAAGUGCAAUGGACCAAGGACGGAUUUGCCUUAGGGUUCUCGUCGGUCAUCCCGGGUUUCCCUCGAUACUCUGUGAUCGGUGACCGUCGUCAUGGCAUAUAUAACUUGAGGGUGAGCAAUGCUUCCCUUGAGGACGACGCCGAAUACCAGUGUCAAGUGGGACCGGCAAGACUUCAUAAGGCAAUUCGAGCAAACGCCAGACUGAACGUCAUAUCGCCGCCGUCGUCCGUCGAAAUUUUGGACCAUCGGCAUAAUUCCAAGAUUGAAAUAAAGGAAAAUCAAGAGUUUCAUCUUGAAUGCAGGGUUCGGAACGCCAAACCCGCCGCCAAAAUCGUUUGGUACAGAGGAAACGUGGAACUAAAUAUACCCGAUCGCGAGGACCAAAUAAUUGAGGUCCCCGGCAAAAACGGCGACAAAAGGGUCACCAGAUACGACACGCACUCCCGUAUCUCUUUGAAGCCAACAGCUGAGGAUGAUUACGCGGAAUACACGUGCGAAGCGCGCCACGAAGCGUUAUCCCCCGACAUCCCGUUACGAACAACCGUACAGUUGAGCGUUUUCUAUCCGCCGGGCCCGCCCUACAUCGAGGGCUACACGGAAGGCGAGACCAUCCGCCGCGGCCAGACCGUGGAGCUGGUGUGCCGCAGUCGGGGCGGCAAUCCCCCGGCCCAGCUCAUCUGGUACAAAAACGGGGAGCAGAUCCGCAUGGCCUACAGGACGGCGGGCCGCGUGUCCGAGAACGUCUACACGUUCACGGCCGACGCCAGCGACAACAAGGCGCGCUACAAGUGCGAGGCGAGCAACAUCAUGUCCAAGGCGCCCCUCAAAGCCGAAGUGGAUAUGACGGUGCUAUUUUCGCCGGCACAUGUCACCAUAUCAGGGCCGACCGAAGCCAGGGUUGGCGAUCCGGUGCCUCUCACUUGCACGACCGCAAACUCCAAUCCGCCCGCUGAAAUUAAAUGGAUGGUGGCCGGCAGGCAGGUUAGAAAUGCCACCUCCAGGACGGUCGUCUCCCCGGAAGGAGGCUGGAUUACAACUUCGAACAUCACAGCCGUUGUUGAACCGAAUCGGAGAAGUUUGGUCGUGAUUUGUCACGGACUGAACAUGCAAUUAACCGAAAAUGUUGUCUCGACGCAUACUAUCAACGUUUUAUAUCCACCAAGUGCCCCUUUUAUCCACGGCUACACGCAGGGCUCGUACAUCCCUGCCGGAACCGUUCAAAAAAUCUCCUGCACCUCAUCCGGGGGCAACCCCUUAGCCACCCUAACGUGGUACAAGAACGACAAAAAGAUAAAUUCAGUGUUGAAAACGACGGACAAGUCAGUAACUGCAGAAAUAACAAUUCUGACAAAUGUAACCGAUAAUGAGGCGCGAUAUCGGUGCGAAGCAGCAAACUCAGCUACUGAAAUCCCGCUCUUCGAAACGAUAACAAUGAAUGUUUACUUUCCACCUGAUCACGUGAAAAUUCGUAAAGAACCGCUUGAACUGAAACCGAACGAGCAAGCGACUCUAACUUGCGACUCGAGCUCGAGCAAUCCUCCAGCGAAAUUAUCGUGGUGGCGUGAGGGCAUCCCAGUCCAAGGUCUCCUCAAUACGACCAAACCCGGGCUUCAUGGGGGCACAGUUUCCAGUAUUGAGCUCAAACUCAACAUCACGGAACAACUCAAUGGGAUUGUUUACACGUGUCAAGCCACGAAUGAGGCGCUGCAACGCUCGGUCCAUGACGCCAUCACCCUGCAAGUUUUAUAUAAGCCCGUCUUCGACAAAGAUAACGAAGAAGCGGUCACGGGCAUAGAAGGCGAGCCAUUAAUAAUCACGUUAAAAGCAGACGGCAAUCCGCAGAACAUCGCCUACACCUGGACAAAGGACGGCCUCCCGAUUAUCCAAUCGUCCUCGAGUUCGGGCAUCGAGAGGAUUAUCUCCGACGGUCCGGUUUUAAAUAUAACCAGAUUAAGCCGCCACGACGCUGGAACCUACUCUUGCGAAGCCCUGAACUCGCAGGGCAGUUCAGUGGCCCAAGUUAACAUCACCGUCCAAUACGCAGCGACAAUCGUCGCCACGAGCGAAAAUGUCGUCGUGAAUCCCAAUGAGGACGCGACGCUUUCCUGCACAGCGGACGGGAAUCCGCUGUCUGAUGACACAAUUACGUGGAAAAGGGACGAUUUUCCGGAUUUUGACGCGCGCACCUCCGUUAUGUACGAUAAAAACGGGACGUCGUAUCUGCGGAUAACUGAUGUUACAAGGGACGAUUUGGGGAACUUUCAAUGCAUCGUCAACAACGGCGUGGGAAAUGUCACCACGAAAGAAGUGAUGCUCAUUGUCAAGCAUAAACCCGAAAUUGAUCAGCAUCCGGCUCUUCUUAAAUUUGCAAGUGAUGCGGGCGACACCGGGAGAGUGGUUUGCCGGAGCCAGGCCUCGCCUUUGGCCAAGUACAAAUGGGCUAGGUCGGGGGCGCCCAUCACGGCUAAUACCACCGGGAAAUACUACACCACCUACAGACAGAUCGACGCUCUUACAUCGGAAUCCGUCCUGUUCAUCACCCAUGUGACCUCCUCCGACUACGGCAACUACGAAUGCGUUGCCCGCAACGAAUUGGGAUUUGCGACCGCUUCUCCUCGCCUUGAAGUAACUUCUGCUCCAGAUACUCCCACACUGCUGACAAUCCUAAACGUGACUCAUGAUACCGUUACGUUAGGAUGGACACCUGGUUUUGAUGGAGGCAUGAAAGCCGCUUAUCGCAUUAGAUACAGACAAGUAAACGAUGAUGGCUAUAAGUACGUGGACGUCGUGCCACAGAACGCCACUUCUUUCCUGAUACGAGAUUUGGAAGUUAACACACAAUACGUGUUCUCCAUUAUGGCGAUGAAUAAAUUAGGCAACAGCAAGUACAUGCCCGAUCUUUUAUCAGCCCGGACGUCAAACAAAGUACCUCCAUCCUAUUCAUCACCCAGCUUAGACGAGAAAAACUUGAGAAAUUUUCCCGGGUUUCUAGUUAUUGUGGGCACUAUUGUGGGCACCUUACUAAUACUAAUGAACGUCUUGCUUAUUGGCUGUUGCUUGCACAGAAGAUCCAAGAAACGUGUGUCAGAACAAAGUAACCAAACGAGCAAAUCAGCAACCAUCGAAAUGUACGCCCCCAGCAGCUACAACGACACGGUCACUGGAGAGACCUUAUCUUCGGUUAGCGAGAAAAGUGAGACUUAUAGCAACGAAGGAAGCAACAACGAUUACGUCGAUGAAGGGCGCAAGCAAGCAACGAGCACUUAUCUAAUGGACCAGCAGGACUACCCAGGUGCGUACCCAGUGUGUCCCAGUUACGAGCUUCAGAUGCAACCUAACAUGGCUCACAAAACUCACACUCUUCCUCAUCCUCAUCAUCACCACCAGCAUCACAUGCAUGAUAGGAACAGAGCUAGAGAUGACCAGAGUCUUGCCUAUCAUGGCACGAUGUCAGCGAAAUCGUCGUACGUGAGCGCGCCCUCGCCAGCGCCCCCAGCCGACGGUUCAUACUACAACAUGUCCGACCGCUACUUGUCAUAUCCGCCGCCGCUGGACUUCCAGAAUCCGCCCCCGAUUCCGGCGCACCCCCACAUGGGGCACAUGCACAACCCGGUGACGCCGCCCCUGCCCGCCAACGGCUCCCUGCUGCGCCACCAGCGAGGGGCCGUUCCGCCCGACGUCCUGCACAACACCAGCCAAAACCCCCAAAUACUCCAAGCUCAAACUCUCGCUCAAAAGCGGGAGCUCACCAGUUUUGGCAACGGUUACGGUGUUAACGAACAGGAAGGACAUCUUGUCUGAGACAAGGAGGACAUUUUGUAUGUCCUGUAAAAUAAAGUGCGACUGAUUCGGAGUUAAACAGACUGUGAGUUCUAAUGAAUGAUAAUAUCACUGCAAUAUAAAGACACGGAUAAUCAAUUAACAGUGUAUUUUGCUAAUUUUACUUAAAGAAACUAUAAAUAAUUAACAGUGUUGUUCUAGAGUUGUUACGUGUUGAAUUAUUGUCAGUACUGAAGAAAAGCGCAUAAGGAGAUAAUAAUGCAACUGUAGGUUAAGUACUUAGAUUUGUUUGCAGAUUUACUAAAAUACUCGUGUAAAAUUGUGAUAACUCUCAUUUCGUCUGUUAUUAUCUUCUUAUGCUUUGCAAUAAUUUAACUGAAUGAUUUCGUCACGAAAUAAAACGAAUAACUUGCUAACUGAUAAUCAGUUUAUUUAAAAUUAAUGUGAUCGUUGUAUGUAAAGAAUUAUUGUUAUUUUUGUAAGAAGCUUCUUUUGCAACAUUAUUAUCACUUAACGUUCUUAUUCUAAGUUGUAGCGUUUAGUUUUUUGUACAUACUUUCCGUUAAGGUUUGAAUAAUUUAAAAAAUGUUAUUUACUAGUCCAAUCCAACAACCAAAGUGUUUCUUUUGUACAUGAACGCCUUUUAAUUUGAGUGUAACUACUUUAAAUUUCAUUUGUAGCUUUCUAUUUUCUCUUUAUUUAUUCUUUUAUCUUUAUUUGUACACAACUUUGUUACGUUAAUAAAUUUUGUACCUAUAUCAAGAAUA
Tribolium castaneum (red flour beetle) is the source of this 5162-nucleotide messenger RNA. It is a transcript of the gene sns, whose product is annotated as sticks and stones. The coding region runs from base 460 to 4416 and encodes 1318 amino acids. Gene Ontology annotation, molecular function: protein binding. The transcript has 18 exons. The record is from RefSeq and is a predicted model, not a curated record. Lineage: Eukaryota; Metazoa; Arthropoda; Insecta; Coleoptera; Tenebrionidae.